Penicillium brasilianum is the source of this 717-nucleotide messenger RNA. NCBI's taxonomy places the organism in Eukaryota, Fungi, Ascomycota, Eurotiomycetes, Eurotiales, Aspergillaceae. The record is from the annotation of a GenBank genome assembly.
AUGGGGACUCCGGAAAAACACAAUCCAUUCGAUGCUCCUCCACCCUAUAACCCUUCCGAAGUCGGGAGCUCCGAUUACCCUCUUGACGAAAAAACCUAUCUGUUCCGGCCAGGCUCCAAUGAACCAGGUCUUGCAGUGGCAUCUACCCUGACUCGCGGUCUCCAAGUCCCAUCUCGCACUGCCGCCACAACGUCCGGCUUCGCAUACCCAGCUGAGCUGAUUCAAUAUGGCAUCUCCCAAGACCACUGGCAACAGUUCACCCAAGUCAUCUGUGACGAGGCCAAGCUUUCGCGCCAACAGUGGACCACGGUUAUUGGCAAGGGUCUCGGCACGCUUGCCAUUGGCGGCCUCAUGAUUGGCGCUCUUAGCGCGAUUCCGGCACUUUUCGUUGCCAAGAAUGCGCGGAAGAGGCAGGAACGGCGAAAUUUGAUUGCUGCGAUGGCUGGUGUACAGGGGGAGAGGCUAUCAAGGCAUAUCUCUCAGUGGAAUGAGACCUUUUUCAGGCCUAAGGGUGUGGUUAUUCGGGUUGACUUGCCGGAUGAGUAUAUCGGUGAUAUGAAUAGUAUGGAUUUGCAUCGGAGUGACCGCAAAUGGGCGAGGUCGGAGGAGGAGGCUCGUGAGAAGGCGGCGCUGAAAGCGAGGAUUGUGAUUAUUCCUUGGGACGAUUCGGUCUCGAGUCGCUCUCCGACUACGAGAGACGAAGGGAGGCAGGAGUAG